UCCCCACCCACCAGAGUUCAUAAAAGUUUAGCCCAGAUCCAGUGUCUGUGAGAAUACUUGGAGAAAUUAUCAAGGAGUAACGUUAGGCUAACGUAACUAUUGGGUCGCUUAAGUUGUAUAUCAUUUAUCUGAGAGGGCGGUUUUUUUACACCAGAUCUGCUGUUUGUAAAAAAAAAAAAGAGGCAAAUAAACAGACUAGAUUUAUUCAACAGGGUUGAAUAAGAAGGAUUUUUAAAGCUGGACUGGACUGCCGUCUGAUAAUUGUGGAACAAUGGAUAGGCCUACUCACAAGCGGAUCGGGCAUCGGAUCGGGAAAGCCCCUGCUCGACGAAACCUGUUCGGCCCUGUCGACAGAGAGCAGCUGCAGGUGGAGUACAAGGCUGCCCUGCAGAAAGACCUGGAGGAGGCUUGCCAGCGAUGGGGCUUCGACUUCAUCUCAGACAAGCCUCUGGAGAGCAGCGAUUUCCAGUGGCAUGCCAUCCCAGCCACCAAGGUGCCGCUGAUCUACAGAUCCUGUAUGCUUGGUCCGGGACGUACGGGACAUACAGAAGGUCAGAGGGCAGCAGAGGCAGCAGUUAAGCCCAAGGGACAAGGAAUGGUAGAGCCACCACAGAGUGACAAGGAGAACAUCCCAUGUUCGCCAGAGAGAUGUGCGCUCAACCUGGAGAAAACACUAGAGAGAAGAGAGAACACAGGGCUGAAGAGGAAGCAGACAAACAUUACAGAUUUCUAUCAGGCUAAAAGAAGAGUAGUUUGGAUGCCACUCAAAUCCAGCGAGUGAUUUCCAGUGCAGUAUCCUGCAAAAGUUUCCAAUAUCCCAAGAGAACCACACAAACAGUGCUACACUCAGGAAAUCUACAGUCUGCCCAGUCACUCACCAGGAGGUAACUGGACCCAGUGAAUUAUCUUACAACAGAAGAGACCUCAGCUAUACAUCAUCAUAAUAUAUUACUGGAAGGUUAAUUAGGGUACUGUAUUCCCUCUAAGGGGGGGUUGGUGUUUACCCAGUGGUAAGAAGGGGACAUUUGAACAGAGAAGAUUAACGGUAAUCUCUCGAAUCAGUGGAUUUGUACUGAUUUGGAUCAUGGGGAUGCCAAAGAGUUGAGUGACAUUUCCUACUGUACAUUCCACAGGUCUG
Molecule: messenger RNA, 1138 nt
Organism: Sander lucioperca (pikeperch)
Lineage: Eukaryota; Metazoa; Chordata; Actinopteri; Perciformes; Percidae
Gene: cdkn1a
Product: cyclin-dependent kinase inhibitor 1A
Exons: 3
Coding region: 272-781 (169 amino acids)
Biological process (GO): signal transduction by p53 class mediator; regulation of mitotic cell cycle
Cellular component (GO): nucleus
Molecular function (GO): cyclin-dependent protein serine/threonine kinase inhibitor activity
Source: RefSeq, a predicted model, not a curated record